Messenger RNA from Alternaria viburni, 537 nucleotides. RefSeq lists its product as uncharacterized. The transcript has 2 exons. The record is from RefSeq and is a predicted model, not a curated record. Bases 1 to 537 code for a protein of 178 amino acids. NCBI's taxonomy places the organism in Eukaryota, Fungi, Ascomycota, Dothideomycetes, Pleosporales, Pleosporaceae.
AUGGCAACGUUCCUCCACGAUGAGACCAACUCCAGACGGAAGCAAUGGGCGACCGUGAGCCGGAACCCCGGCACCUGGUCCCAGCACCCAUGCGUUAGCAGUGCGGUCGUUGCCAAAGGACAAACCGACAGUUCCUGGGUCAGAGCAAAUGGCGACCAGCUAAGAAGCGGCCGUGCUUCUGGAUUGCAUGGCUCUAUGGUGAGGCGGGCCAUACAAUGGUAUGGCGUCCGUAACGAGAACCGGUCGAAUAAGAUCAAUAACCUGAACCUCAACGCAGAAGGAGUCAAGCCAACCGCCUUGCCCAUCUCCAUUGAUCGGCAAGACGAAGCGAAGGCCAGAGCAAAGUUACCUCGUCUCGACUAUCGCGAACAGCUUCGAUUUGGCCUCACCGCUCUCGCAAUGGCAGCAUAUGCUGAAGAGCGUGCCGACCGUCAUUCCGUUGCCCAAUCUACGACCUCGAUCUUACGCUUGCAACGCUCCCCGAGCGUGAGUGGGUCCCUAAGCACACUCAUCACGGCUUGUAUCCAGGGCAGAUAG